Molecule: messenger RNA, 730 nt
Organism: Coturnix japonica (Japanese quail)
Lineage: Eukaryota; Metazoa; Chordata; Aves; Galliformes; Phasianidae
Source: RefSeq, a predicted model, not a curated record
UAUGUGCCCCCCCCAGGACGAGCUGGUGUCGUGCCACUCGCUGUCCUUCAGCACUGAUGGCACUGAGUUACUGUGUGGGUACGAGAGCUGCGUGCGCGUCUUCACCACACAGAGACCAGGGAGACACUGCACCACACGGACACUGCGCUGUGGAGGGCAGGCUCAGAAGGGCCUGAUUGGCUGCCUGGCCGUCAGCCCCGCCCAGGAGCUGUUGUGCUGUGGGUCCUAUGGGCGCAGUGUGGGGCUGUACCCCAUGGAUGGGGGGGGGGCCGUGGCUCUGUGGCCUCAGCUCCCCUUUGCCCCCACUUAUCUCCGCUUCAGCCCCGAUGGGGUCUAUCUGUACGCCGGGGGGCGCAAGGCCAAUCACAUCCUGUGCUGGGAUGUCCGUCAUCCAGACAAGGAGCUGUUUGUGAUGGAGCGACGCGUGGCCACCAACCAGAGGGUGACCUUUGACCUCGACCCCCUUCACCCCUGGCUGCCCAUCAUGGCCACGUCGUCGGGGCAGCGCGUGUUCCCUGUGCCGUGGGACAGCGAUGACGAGGGGGGGGACGACGACGACGAGCCCCCCCGGCGGGGGGACAACGGGCUGCAGCUGUGGUGGUGGGGGGGGGGCGAGGACCCCUGCUAUGGGGACAAAGGGGACAACGGGGGGGGACAUAUGGGGACCUGUGGGGGCAAUAUGGGGACAUAUGGGGACACAGGGGACACGGGGGGGGGCAAUGGACAAUAA